Molecule: messenger RNA, 683 nt
Organism: Leucoraja erinaceus (little skate)
Lineage: Eukaryota; Metazoa; Chordata; Chondrichthyes; Rajiformes; Rajidae
Product: ADP-ribosylation factor-like protein 6
Exons: 7
Coding region: 39-605 (188 amino acids)
Biological process (GO): protein localization to cilium; vesicle-mediated transport; intracellular protein transport
Cellular component (GO): cytoplasm; axoneme
Molecular function (GO): GTP binding; GTPase activity
Source: RefSeq, a predicted model, not a curated record
CAACCAAGUGGGACUGGCCAUUAUCGCCCAGGUCAGCCAUGGGCUUGUUAGAUAAACUAUCUGCAUGUCUACGGCUGAGGCGCAAGAGCGCGAAUAUUCUUUGCUUGGGGCUGGAUAACAGCGGCAAGAGCACCAUCAUCGACCGCUUGAAACCCGCCAAUGCAGAAGUCCAACUCGUAACACCAACAAUUGGAUUCAAUGUAGAGAAAUUCUCCACAAUCAGGUUGUCCUUUACAGUGUUUGACAUGUCAGGCCAGGGAAGAUACAGAAACCUUUGGGAACAUUACUAUAAGGAUGCUCACGCCAUUAUUUUUGUCAUUGACAGUGUGGAUAGACUGAGGAUUUCUGUGGUGAAAGAAGAAUUAGACACCCUCCUUAUUCAUCCAGAUGUCAAACACUCUCGAACCCCAAUCCUCUUUUUUGCAAAUAAAAUGGAUCUGGAAGAUGUUAUGUCAUCAGAUACACUGACCAACACUUUGAAACUUCAUGACAUCCAGUGUAAACCUUGGUCUAUAUGUCCUUGCAGUGCUAUGACAGGGGAGGGAAUUCAAGAUGGAAUACAAUGGCUACAAGAUAACAUCCUCGAAGAAAUGAAAAGGAAAUAAACACACGGGUUGAGCUAAAGAAGCCAGAAUUGAUUGAAACAUGCAAAUCAUUAAUAAAAUUCAUCUAAUUUGUAUUAU